UAAAAAAAAAAAAAAUCCACUUGCUAGAAUUGCAUAUAUAUUAACAUCUCUUAUUAGUAUAGUACUUUGCAUUCUCUAAUUUCUUCUCCUUGGCAAUUGGUAUCCACCUAAAAUGUUCUUCCGACGUAUCUGUUUGCUCUUUGUUUUGAUGUUUCUAGGUCUAAGUCUCCAACUACCAAACCUGAAUUCUGAGACACUGACAUGCAAUCCAGAUGACUUGAGAGCCUUGAAUGGUUUCUCCAAUUGUUUAGUAUCAACAAUUCCAGGGUGGAACGGCACUGACUCUCCUGGUUGCUGCACUUGGACUGGUGUCACCUGUGAUAAUUCCACUGGUUUUGACAGAAGGGUAGUUGGCUUGGAACUUGGCAGCAAAAUACUUUCUGGGAAGAUUUGUGGAUCCUUGGUAGGCUUGAAUCAAUUGAGAGUUCUAAACUUCUCUCAUAAUUUCCUUCAGGGUUCACUUCCUGAUGAGUUGUUUAGUCUGCCAAACAUAGAGAUCAUAGACAUAAGCAACAAUGGUUUUGUUGGGUCCAUCAACAAAGGGAGUUUGCCUGAGAGUUUCUUCCAGCUAAAAAAUCUUAGUGAACUGAAUCUUCGGGGUAAUAGCAUAUCUGGGUCACUAAGUAAUGGAAUUGGUAACCUCUCUAACCUUGUUAAACUGGAGAUCUCCUCUAAUUUGUUCUCUGGAGUUCUUCCAGACAUUUUUAUGAGACUAGCAAGGCUUAAGCUAUUCUCAGCCAGGUCAAAUUUAUUCUCUGGUCAUUUGCCUACUUCUUUGGUAAACUCCCCAUCACUUCAAAUGUUAUAUUUGAACAACAACUCUCUAAGUGGUCCAAUCAACCUCAACUGUUCUGCAAUGAAAAAUCUUGUCUCCUUAGGUCUUGGUUCGAAUCUGUUCCACAGCCCAAUUCCUGAUAGUCUUUUCUCCUGCAGAGGAUUGAAAGCACUGGAUCUUGCGCGCAACAACCUUGGCGGUGAACUCCCUAAUAACUUCAAGAAUUUGAAGUCUCUAACACAGCUCUCACUGUCAAACACUAGCCUUAGUAAUAUAUUAUCAGCUCUUACGAUUCUACAACAUUGUAGCAAUUUAAGUAUGUUGGUACUUUCAAUGAAUUUUCAUGAUGAACAAAUGCCGAAUGAUGAGAAUCUGCAUUUCGAAAACCUCAACAGUCUACUUCUUUCCAAUUGUCAACUCAGAGGUCCAAUCCCGCAAUGGUUGAGUCGUUGCCACAAGUUGCAGUUUUUGGAAUUGUCUUGGAAUCAUUUGGGUGGAAACAUACCAUCAUGGGUUGGAAAGUUUGACUCUCUCUUUUACUUGGAUUUGUCAAAUAACUCUCUCAAAGGUGAAAUUCCAAAGAGUUUGACUGAACUUCAGAGCCUAAUAAGUGGGAAGGUCACAAUAGAAGGGCCUAUCUCAGCCUUUGAAUUUUACACUCGACAAGGUGGAAGUGUUUUGAUUUAUAGGCAACUUUCUAGUUUUCGACCAACUAUAGACCUGAGUUGCAACAUUCUCCAUGGCCCAAUCUGGCCAGGUUUUGGGAAUUUGAAAAGGCUCCAUGUUUUGAAUCUUAAUGAGAAUAAAUUUUCUGGCCCUAUUCCAAAUAAUUUAUCAUGCAUGACAGACUUGGAAAAACUUGAUUUGUCUCACAAUAAACUAUCAGGAGAGAUACCUUAUUCCUUGAUAAAUCUUUGCUUUCUUUCAAAUUUCAACAUAUCCUAUAAUCAGCUGUGGGGGGAAAUUCCUCAAGGAGGCCAGUUCGAUACUUUUCCAAACACGAGCUUUGAGGGAAACAAUGGUCUUCAUUAUGCACAGUGUGCUUGCCAGUCUGAACAAAUUCCCGUCCUUUCUAUAACGGAGAGAAAAAGGACAAUCAUUGGUCUACCAUUUAAAAUUGGAGCUGCAACAGGUUUUGUUCUUACUGUCAUAUGUUGCUUCAUGUCCGGAUUGGCACUGCCAAAGCCGCACAAAAGGAAGUACAUAAGAUUUGUUACCUCUUAAGUGACAGUGAGACCAGAUUUCCUUGUGUUCAUAUGGAAAUUGGAUGGGUACAGUAAUAUUUCUUUUUUAAUCAUACAGUUAUAUGUAGCUUCAAUUGUGGCUGGAGCUUUAAUUGUACUCUUUUGUUUAAUCAUACAGUUAUAUGUUUUCUUAUUUUC
This is a messenger RNA of Quercus lobata, 2157 nucleotides long. Its product is annotated as phytosulfokine receptor 1-like. Gene Ontology annotation, molecular function: protein binding. The transcript has 2 exons. The record is from RefSeq and is a predicted model, not a curated record. Bases 113 to 1999 code for a protein of 628 amino acids. Lineage: Eukaryota; Viridiplantae; Streptophyta; Magnoliopsida; Fagales; Fagaceae.